AUACAUUUAGAUAUUCAUUUAAUUUCUUUUAAUAAGCACAAAGAUACAUAAGCUUUUAAUUACAAAGUACAAAACAAAGUAGGGCCAAUCAAAGGUUAAAGUACAACCACACACCCUUUAUUGUAUCAAUAUGCAAACUUCUUUGGCAAUGAAGAGCUUAUUAAGCCAUCAAAGGAAAAUUACACAAAUGAUGGCAAGACGUAUGAUGGAGCCAUGCGAUGUGUUCCUCAACCAUAGAAGCCCGGACACAAAGAGAACGGUAGCAACUCUUCUUUAUGACAACCUUAAAAGGCAUGGUUUCAACCCUUUCUUGGAUGAGAAAAACAUGAAGCCAGGGGACAAAUUAUUUGAGAAAAUCAACGGGGGAGUCAUGGAGAGCAAAAUUGGGGUGGCGGUUUUCUCUCCGCGUUAUUGUGAGUCUUAUUUUUGCCUCCAUGAACUUGCCCUUUUAACGGCGUUGAAGAAGAAGGUGAUUCCUAUAUUUUGUGAUGUUAAGCCUUCUCAACUGCGCGUUGUUAAGAAUGCAAAGUGGUCGGAGGAGGAACUCCGGAGGUUUAGAUGGGCUCUUGACGAGGCUAAGAACACCGUUGGACUAACCUUCAAUUCUUCAAAAGGGAACUUCUCCAAAUUUGUGACUAAUGCUUCUAACAUAAUCAUUGAAAGCAUGACAGAACUUCAGAAUGAAGAGAAGAUGAAGUGCUUGCCAUCGACAAAACUUCAAAAUGAAGAGAAGAUGAAGUACUUGCCAUCUCGUGUAUAGAAAUUCACCUGAAGAAAUCUAACCAUACAUAAUGAUCUGGAUUCAAACCAAUUAAUAUCAUGUUCUACACAAAUAAUUUAAAUUUGUUUAUAUCUUGAUUUAAUCAUUAUUU
Molecule: messenger RNA, 872 nt
Organism: Medicago truncatula (barrel medic)
Lineage: Eukaryota; Viridiplantae; Streptophyta; Magnoliopsida; Fabales; Fabaceae
Product: TIR-only protein
Exons: 2
Coding region: 131-760 (209 amino acids)
Biological process (GO): signal transduction
Source: RefSeq, a predicted model, not a curated record